CUCUUCCAGGGGGAAGAAAAGGGGUGGGGGGGGGGGUGCAUACCUGUGGGGAGAGACAGAGUGGGAAACUGACAAGUGAGAAUUUGCAUAAAAGAGAAAAUUGACAGCAAGAGAGACCUAGCAGGGUGCAAGAUUUUUCCCCCUUCCAUCUACCAGAGACUAGACACUGUUGGAAGAAGCUGCUUCACAGGGAAGGUAUGCAGGAGAAUUCAAAGGACGUGACGCCUCUGGGUGGGGGUUGUGCAAAUGAUGGCAGAAAUGGAAAUUGUCACUUGGAAGUCUCCAGGCAAGAGAAGCUAUGUAUGUCUGAUGGAACAGCCAGAGGAAAUUCUUCUAAAAGUCUUUCAGCUUCUAGGAGACCACAUGGGCCAUGGAGGAAAGAGGAAAAUAGCCUGAAAAAGAGAGAAAUUGAUUCUACUGCUUGCUGGGAAACUGGAAUUGCAGGCCAAGGAGGAAUUUGUGAAGGUAAAAGACAGGAAAUGUUAACACAGUUGGGAGACCGCUCAGACCUCACUGCAUCUAGCAGGACUCAGAUGGAGGAGAAAAUAUACCAAUGCUUAUAUUGUGGGAAGUCCUUCAAUGCUCACUUUAAACUCAUUAGACAUCACCGAAUCCACACGGGAGAGAAACCAUAUAAGUGUUUGGAUUGUGGUAAAAGCUUUGACCAGAAGGGAAACCUUAUUGCCCAUGCAAGAAUCCACACAGGAGAGAAACCAUAUGUGUGUUCUGAUUGUGGGAAGAGCUUCAGCCAUAAAGGAAGCCUUGUUUUGCAUGUGAGAAUCCACACUGGAGAGAAACCCUACAACUGCCCCAACUGUGGAAAAAGCUUCAGCCGGUCAGGGUCCCUUAAAGAGCAUGAGAAAACCCACACAGGAGAGAGACCGUAUACAUGUUUAGACUGUGGGAGGAGCUUCCGGAAAAUCUCUGAGCUUAUGACGCAUCACAGAUUCCAUACAGGAGAGAAACCAUUUAAAUGUUUGGGUUGUGAAAAAUCCUUUACUACCAGCUCUAAUCUUAUUGCACAUCAAAGAAUCCACACAGGAGAAAAACCAUAUAAAUGUUCUGAGUGUGGGAAGAGGUUCAGCCAGGCUGGAAACCUGAAGGAACAUGAGAGAACUCACACUGGCGAGAAACCAUAUCAAUGCCCAGAAUGUGGGAAAAGCUUCAGACAAAUCUCUUACUUUAUUAAACAUCACCAAAUACAUCUUGCGGAUGAGGAUGUGCACAUGGAAGAAAAACCACACAAAUGCACGGACUGUGGAAAAAGUUUUGGUGAGAAAGCAAGCCUCAUCAGACACCAGAGAAUCCACACAGGAGAGAAACCCUUUCAGUGCUCAGACUGUGGCAAAAGUUUCUGUUUGAAGUCCAAUCUUGUUGUACAUGUGAGAAUCCAUACAGGGGAGAAACCCUACAAAUGUUCAGAAUGUGGAAAAAACUUCAACCAGACAUCGAGCCUCCAUAACCAUGAGAGGACCCACAAAGGGGAGGAACCCUAUAAAUGCUUAGUCUGUGAGAAAAGCUUUAACCGUCCAUCACAGCUUAAAACCCAUGAGAGAACCCACACCGGUGAGAAGCCAUACAUGUGCUCAGAAUGUGGAAAGGGCUUUAUUUACAACCAUCACCUUGUCAGACAUCAGAAAAAUCACACUGGAAAUAAGCCAUAUAAAGGCUCUGAGGGUGGGAAAGGAUUUGGUCUGAAAUUGACUUUUAUUAAGCACCAAAACAUUCAUGUAAGAGAGAAACCAUAGCAAAGCUGUCGGUAAAUUUAGUAAAACAUGUGAGAAUCUGUGCCAGUGUCAGAACUUGAACUCACAGUAAGUCCUGACUGUCAAGACUGUCAACCUUUGUUGCCACUAUUCCAUUCUGCUUAAAAACAACAAGAAAGUAUCACUAAUACAAGGAAUGUUAAUCUAGGACAUUUUACUAGCUACUUAAACCAACUUUAAAUUGCAACAGUUUGGCUCAUUAAUAUGUAAAAAUAAAAAAUCUUUACUCCA
Molecule: messenger RNA, 1997 nt
Organism: Sphaerodactylus townsendi
Lineage: Eukaryota; Metazoa; Chordata; Lepidosauria; Squamata; Sphaerodactylidae
Product: zinc finger protein OZF-like
Exons: 3
Coding region: 198-1748 (516 amino acids)
Biological process (GO): regulation of transcription by RNA polymerase II
Cellular component (GO): nucleus
Molecular function (GO): RNA polymerase II transcription regulatory region sequence-specific DNA binding; DNA-binding transcription factor activity, RNA polymerase II-specific
Source: RefSeq, a predicted model, not a curated record